GAUCAAUUCACUCGUUCGCUCAUUUUGAAAAUGAACCACAGAUGAAGAAAUUCAUUUUUCGAAAAUACUAUUUUUAAAAAUAGCAUUGACCAAACCGUCAGUUUUCCUCGAGUAGUGCCAACGACAACAAGUCACAAAAAUAUUUGGAACGUCUGGGAAUAGAAGUCGGAUUUUUUAAUUUUUUCUAUAGAAUUUUCGCAAAGAAAGAAAAUUUUGUGUUGAGAAAGUGAAAAAAAGGAAAGAAAGUGUUUUUACCGCCAGUCAGCCAGCCAGCUGUUUGAAAGUGGAAAAUUUUCUGUGCAAAAAAAAAACGAAAAGAAAAAUUUGACAUUUAUGUAUACUAUAACGGAUCUAUACAUACAUACAUAAAAAUAUAUAUAUCUGUAAAAGUGAGUGAUUCUUUGCGCAUCGUUCGUCCGCGUUUUUAUCGAAAAAUCGUAACAUUUCAUCGGGCUUUAUUGUGAAGAAGAAAAGAAAAACAAGAAAACGAAGACGCAAUUUCACCAUUCCGCAGAAGAUCCUUUGUUAUUCAUGUAAUUUUGUAUUUGCCAAACGUCCCACCACUACCCCCCAUCGUCCAAAGAUCGCGUGUGUAUGUGUCAAUAAUCGUUAAUAGAUCAAAGAAGAAGAAAAAACAACACAAAAGAAAGAAAAAGAAAACCCCACCGGGCUUGUCGGGUAAAACGUCGACCGAUUUUACAUAAAUAAGCAGCCAUUGUUCGGCAACAUGGCCAGUAAUGAACCAACCGAGACUGAAUUAAAUUCACCAACAACACCUACAACAACAACACCACCAACAACAAUGCCUAGUGAAAAUAUCGGAGAAGAUAUCUCAGAGGCUGUUGCUUCCAGCCAACGGCGCAGAUCUGCUGCCUAUCGGGGAGUACAUUUUGCCUCCGUGCCAGAGGAAAACGAGGAGGGAGAGGAAGAGGAUCUAUGGUGGCGAGAAGUGGAGAGUGCCGAAUUUACCCUAGAUCACGUGCCUCAUGUAACAUCUGUUUUCACCCCUUCACCGGAGGAUAUUCUAGAGCAGCCCACCUCCCCCGAGGAGGCCCUGACGGCCAUCUAUGACGAAGAAUUUGAGCGUCUACAUCGCCUUACGACACGUAUCAAAAAUACCAUGGAAGAGCAAAGGGUACGUCACUUCAGUGAAUCGAGUCAAGACAAUGAUCACCACAGCAAAUUGGAGACUGAAGAGGUGCUCUCCUCCUCGCCCCAGACAACAUCUGAGGCAGCCUCUGUAUCACCUUCCGCCAAAGAACAAAGUUUGGAAGAGUUCAAAGAGGAAUUGCGUCUCAAACGUCAAACUCGGCAAUCUGCCAUACAGGGGUUGCGUGAUGAAAUUUCCCUGCUGCGCAAACAAUUGGAUGCGGAACGUGAUAUAUCACGUCGCCUACGCAAUGGGGAAAAGGUUGAAGAGUCUCCUCCCUUGGAAAAAUCACCAAAAUCACCGUUUACUUCUGACCUAGAGGGUGCCACUGCCCUAACCAAACGCACUACUAAAUACGAACUUCUCGAUGAUGACGCCAAUGGAGAUGAUGAUGAGAAUCCUUUGGCACGCAGCCGUCAUGCCAACAUUGAAUUGGCCAAUGCCCAAUUGGCUCUGCAAAUGGCCAAUUCAGAAAAUCUUUCAUUGCGUGGCGAAUUGGACAUUGUCCACAAGCAAGUGGCCUCUUUGAAAGAUGUCAUUGCCUGUUGCAAGCAAAUGUUAACGGUUAAAGAGGAACAAUGCAAUGAGUUAAAACAAAGACUGAGUGAAAUUGAAAAAUCAUUUGCCGAACAUGAAAUGAAAAUCAUGUCUGAUAAUUUACGCCAGGAAUACGAAAGACAAUUGGUUAAUAUCCGUCAAUUGAAACAAUUGUACGAGGAACGACAGCGUGUGGCGGCAGCGGAAUAUGAAAAUUUACAGCGUUUAAUAUCGAUUAAACGCGAUGAAUUGGGACAGGAACAGGAAAAAACUAAAGCCCUUGAAGAACGCAACAAGGACAUGGUGCGAGAAAUUGAACUGGCAAACAAUGAAUUGGCGUGUCUGCGUGAUGAAUGUAAGGAGCAUCGUUUCGAAAAGGCCGCUCUCAAGGAGGAAAUGGGAGCUGUAAAUACGCUCUUCAGUCAAAUGGUGAUGGGUUUUAAUGGCAAAAACAAUUUAGACAUCGAUAGACUGACAACCAUGUUGGAGGAGAAUCGCACAUUGCUAAAUGACAUGGCAACGAAGGAGUGCACCGAUGGUGCCACAUUGCCAAAAUUAUUAUUCGAAUUAGUUGAGCAGGCGAGCGUUAAAGAUAGUGUGACCGCCGGCAGUGAGGAUGAAGGAGCUCGAGUGGCACUGAGUCGCCAAGUUAGCAGAGAAGUGACCCAUAUCAAAGAGGGUAGAAUCACCAAAGAGGAGGAGGAGUUGCAGACGACAAGGGUGGCCAAGAUUGUUUCAGAUGAUAAUGCAAGUUGCCAGUCACAAGACGAAGAAGAUGGAGAUGGAGAAGAAAUAGACGAAGUUGAUAAUGAAAAUAUGACAUUAGCAAGCGGCUCCCAGCAAGCAGCUGGAAUGGAAUGCCAACAACAACAAGAAAUUAUAGAUGAUACUGACGCCGCUGCCAGCUCAGAUGUUGCAUUUGCCACUAAUGAAAAAGUUAGUGGCAUUACUUUACAACAGCAGCUGCAACAACAACAACAACCAGCGAAGAGUAAAAAACAACAUCACUCCCACAAUCAUCGUAAAAGUUCGAACACCAUUAAAAAAUCAACGAACGACAACAUUGCCACUCUAAAAUUCACCGAUCCCAGUGUCAUGGCAAAAGUUGCCUCCACUCAAGAAAUUAUUGGAAAUCUACCAAAAGUUUGGCGUGUUUUGGUGGAGUUACUCAAUCAUCAUCACACCGAUCCGGUGCAGUUCGAGGAAAACGGCAAAGGCGAAGACUGCUAUAAAUCGGUACAGACACCGUACGGACCCAAGGCCGAGCUGAGCGUUAGCAAGACUUAUUUGAAACUUAAGGAUCUAAUAUUGGAGAAAAAGUCCUUGGUGAAGGAAACUAAUCGUCUGAAAACAUUAAACAGCCAUCUGGACUAUCGCCUAAACGAACAGGAGAAACGCCUGAGUGCCGUUAGCUUGGAGUUGACAAAAACUUGGCAUUUGGUUGGCAAAAUGCAACGUCAACAUCGUCAAAUGCACACCCAGGAGCAGAUUUUACGCUACCAGCUGCAGCAGAAACGCCGCCUGCUGCACGAACUGAAGGAUGAACUGGAGUACUGUCGCCGCAAGUGGCAGGCGGCACGUGCCAAAAACGAUGAAAGUCAAGAGCAGUGCGAUGAUUUACGACGUGAGUUUGCCAGGCGUAAAUUGGAAGAUGCAAAUAAUUCGGCUGAGAGCGGUUACAGCGAUUCGGGUGGCCCCGUCUCGGAUGAGGAGCGUGAGGCAAAGGGUGCUGGGGAUGAUGUGGAUGGUGCUGCUGGUGGGGUUAGUGCCAAGCAAAAAGAGGAUAUGCCAGGAAAUGAGGAGGCCGGUGCUGAUGAUGGUGAUGAGGAUGACGACGACGAUGAUGAGGAUGUGGCCUCCAGCUCGGCUGGAGGUGCCGCUGGUGGUUGUGUCAACUACAGACGCAAACGUUUGAGGGAAAUGUUUGAGCAUUCACGUAAAAUCAAACGUAUGCAAAGUACAUCGCCGGGACGGGCAAAUGCCAACAACAACAAUCCGGAUGACACUGACACCGAGGUGGUCUUGAGAUGGAACAGUGCACCACCAACAUGUGGCUGGAGAGAUGUGGGAGAGCAGGGACAGGAUGAUAAUGACGACGACGAAGAAGAAGAAGAGGUGGAAAUACCAACUCUGUUGGUAAGACCAAGUACCUCGGCAAGUGGAGCCAUACCAAAGGUCACCCGGUCCUCAAGACGUUCACAACGUCGCAGUGUUGAGAGGGCGAAUGCCACCGAUCUACCGGAUUUGGAUGAACCCUCAUCCGAAAUCACUGAUGACCGGGCUACACGCAUAAAACGCUUGGAAGAACAAUGCAAAACCUUAAUUCAACAGGUAUUGGAAACCUCCGAUAACCGGGAACGUUUGGAGGUCCAACUUAGGCGUUUCCAAGACGAAAUGGCUCCCGUCCAAUAUGCCGUGCCCUUGGAGGAAUUGAUGAACAAGAAACGCAAGGAUCGUUCCACCCGGGCCAGUUCAGCUCCGGCCCCGGGUAGCCUUACGCCGCGCGAAGAGGAAUACACCCGACGUCGUUCGGAGCGCCUUGGGCGUUUGGAGGAGGAAAGUCGCCAGCUAUUGUUUCGCAUUAAACGCACCUCCGAUAGGGGUCAUUAUUUGCGUUGCUCCCUAGAUCGCAUUCGCCGUAACCCCGUCUCCAGAGAGGGAAGUUUUGAGAGCAACACCGAGGAGGAAACACGCAAGUCCGAAGAUGAAGCAUCCCAUGGCAAGGUAAAUGAAAGUACUCCCAAGAAGGAGGAUAUUCCCAGCACCUCAGCUCAGGCGGAAAAGAGUCCUCUCAGCGCCCAGGAAGAAGCCUAUACCGCUCGUCGUUCGGCUCGUCUUCAAAGGCUGGAAGAGGAAAGCCGCCAACUACUCAGCAAACUCUCGCACAACAACAAUCGUGGUGAUAGCUUGGGUCUAAGACUUGAUAUACUCCACGAACGUCAUGGAUCUCAGGAAGAGCCAACCACAGCAUCCGCUUCGACAACCACAAACACAACCAAUACUACCUCAAAUACCCCGAGAGUGCCAGGAAAACUAACCACCGAGCAACGCAUCGAAAACAUUGAGAAAAUUUCCUCCAAUCGUGAACAGCGUCUACGCAUCCUAGAAGAGGAGGGCCGCCAGUUGAUUAAUCGCCUCUCGGAAACCUCGGAAAAGGGCAGUCAAAUGAUACAACGCAUUGCUGAGAGGGAAUUGAAUCGCCAACAACGUUCCAACUCCACACCUCAACGUGAUAAUGGUGACAUGGCCAGCACCUCGACGGCAGUUGUAGAUCCCCUGCUGCCCACACUUAAGAAUGUGGCCUGUUCCAGCAUUGUGGGCGAUGAGUUGACGGAAAGGGUUACCAUUACCACCACACCCAGUCAGAUUGCAGCCCAUCAAGGGGCCAUACCUAAGACAACAAAAACAGUAACCAAGCCAACUACUCAACUUUUGGCCGCCCAGUCAAAAGCGGAUCGCCUGCAAAGUAUCUCCAAACAAAAAACCAAAGAAACCUCUAAAGAAGAAAGUUUGGAGGAAAUGGUAAGGCGUCUACAGUCGUUACCUUUCCCCAAGGCAGAGGACACAAAGGAGGAGGAGAAAAACGCCACAGAAACUCCUCAAAACGAGGAAAUUACUUCUAUAACCUCUGAAAAUAAAUUAGAACCUCUACAAGCAACACCAAUGGAAGAAAACUUAAAUCCCGCAGAUACCUCAAAUGCAGCCACCACUACCGCUGCCGCUGCUGCCCCCAAUACCCCCAAUGACAAUCCAUAAAGUGUCAUUCAAAUACGAUAAGACUUUAUUCUACGUGUUCAACAAUUCUCUUUUCUUUCCAAUCAAAGUGCUGACUUCAUUUUUUCUCUCGUGGAAUCUUCCCACCCGAAGGGGAAGUUUUCCCAAUCUUUAAACCUUUAUAACGAUUUAUACGUACCAUAUAUAUUUUCGGAUAUGUUUAAAAAUAUAUACAUAUUUAUUUUCUUUAUUAUGCAUAUGUAAUUGUAACUCGUAAAGAAUAAAGUGUUAUUCUUUCGUCUUGCCAAAAAAAAA
Musca domestica (house fly) is the source of this 5716-nucleotide messenger RNA. RefSeq lists its product as uncharacterized. The record is from RefSeq and is a predicted model, not a curated record. Lineage: Eukaryota; Metazoa; Arthropoda; Insecta; Diptera; Muscidae. The transcript is spliced from 5 exons. Bases 728 to 5443 code for a protein of 1571 amino acids.